Molecule: messenger RNA, 1053 nt
Organism: Volvox carteri f. nagariensis
Lineage: Eukaryota; Viridiplantae; Chlorophyta; Chlorophyceae; Chlamydomonadales; Volvocaceae
Exons: 7
Coding region: 1-1053 (350 amino acids)
Source: RefSeq, a predicted model, not a curated record
AUGCUCCUAUACCAGUUACUUGUUAAGUACUUGUUACGGCCUGUUAGUCCCCGUAUGGCAAGCAGCAAUAUGACAGGUCAACCUAACUUCUGCAAGGAUUGGCACAGGAUUGUGUCGUACCAGAUCCAAUCGUUUGUCCUCCAGACUCCGUACGGUGCGGUGUGGGGCCUUCGGAGGCGCUACUAUGGGUCUAUCGACAAGAAUAACAAAGCUUUAGUGAAGAACAUCACGAUCUUCGAUAUGGAUGGCAUUGGCUGGCAAUGGUUCGAUAAGAGUACCGGUGAAGCUGGUUACACCACCGUGAUUGCGCCGGACAGCAAGUGCUGCUGGGACACCUUCAGCGACCAGUUCGCAGCGCGCAACUACACCAUCACGGGCCCCUCGGGGACAACAGGACCAUGGGAUUACUACGGGCUGAGAUACGAGCGGGACGAGCUGUGCGAGAAGUCACCGCCGUACAUGCCCAGGGCGACGGGCCCCAGGCCGCCAAUGCCGCCGGCUGCACCGAAACCACCAGACGCCCCAAAUGCGCCACCAACCACUUCAGCUCCGCCCUCUCCACGGCCCCCAUCUCCACCACCCCCUUCCCCCCCCCCCACACCACCAUCACCUCCACCCCCUGCCAUCGUCUGUUCUCUUGAAGCAAGCCAAGUCAGCUUUGCUGUAUCCACAAUCUCUCGGGGACCCUUUUACAUCGCCAUCUCGGUCCUCGGGCAGCCUUCAAAACUCUAUUGUAAGGCCUGUGGCUGCGGUAUCAUGUACAAUGUGCUCGCACAUGGGACAUCCUUGCUCUAUACCUCAACUUCCUCAGGGCCCGAAACUCAGGGUAGCUACGGUGUUACUGGUGGCAAUUAUGACGUAUAUGCUGGCCUGGCCAAGGGCAGUCCCACUACCACCAGUGGCAGCAGCAGCGAGACUAUCACUACUGGGAGCCGCAUGCUUGGCAUUGGUGAUAGGAUCAGCGGGGAUGAGCCAAACAAUUUAGCACGUUCGUUUUCGGCGCUGGUUUCGCCCUGGCGCCAUCAGCAACAAGAGUCGUCGCCUGGUAGCUAG